This is a messenger RNA of Nicotiana attenuata, 918 nucleotides long. RefSeq lists its product as uncharacterized. The record is from RefSeq and is a predicted model, not a curated record. The transcript has 2 exons. The coding region runs from base 1 to 918 and encodes 305 amino acids. NCBI's taxonomy places the organism in Eukaryota, Viridiplantae, Streptophyta, Magnoliopsida, Solanales, Solanaceae.
AUGGUAUCUAGAAUCACUUGUUGGACUGCCAAGAAGCUGUCAUAUGCAGGAAGAGCUCAGUUAAUUCAAACUGUCCUCUUUGGUAUCCAAGCUUACUGGUCCCAAUUGUUUGUUAUCCCCUCUAAAGUGCUAAGUACAAUUGAGGCCUAUUGUCGAAGCUAUCUGUGGUCGGGAACAAACACAAUCACUAGGAAGGCUCUACUAGCUUGGGAGAAGAUUUGCACACCAAAGUCAAUGGGUGGACUAGGCUUGAUAAACAUGAGAUUUUGGAAUAAAGCUGCAAUAACUAAAGCUAGUUGGGACAUUGAACAUAAGAUAGACAGGCUAUGGAUCAGAUGGUUGCAUGCAUAUUAUAUCAAGAAUCAGCAAUUUUGUCAAAUGGCUAUUCCUCUACAGGCUGGUUGGAUGUUAAUUGGGAACAAUGAGAGAAUUUCAUGGAAGACAUUGAGAUUUGGAAAUAAUGCUCGUCCAAAAGCUCAGUUUACAGUAUGGCUACAGAUGCAGGGUAGACUUCUGACUGUGGAUAGAAUUGACUCCUGGGGUGUAAAUGUGGAUCAUGUCUGCAAUCUAUGCAAUAGUCAAAAUGAAACGAGAAACCAUAUUUUCAUGGAUUGUCCUUACUCUGUCAAAGUCCGGGAAGGUGUGCUAAAAUGGAUGAAGGUUCCUAGUUUCAGGACAACACAAUGGGAACAACUGGAGAAUUGGAUCAUUCAAAGAGCAAAGGGUAAAUCACAGAGAGCUCAGGUAUUCAAAAUGGAAUAUACAGAAUGGGUGCAUACAAUGUGGAUUGAAAGGAAUCAACGCAAAUUUGAAAAGAGAUCAAGGAGUGCACAUCAACUGGUGAGGGAAAUUGCAUAUGUGUGUAAUAUCUGUGCACCUACUAGAAUUAAAGAAAUGGUCCAGCAGCUUAGUAUUUAG